AUGAAAUCCGAUAUGACCGUUUACACAACAAGAUAUCUGAAGCAAAUCAAACCAGAUGUAAGCUUGAGUUUACUUUGUCUCAGUCAUAGAAUAAUAAUAUACUCUCAACUUAAAUUAUUUAUUUGCAAGCUACAUAAAAUGACUCAGUCCGAAUUCUUCUUAUCUGUUGCCCGAUGGAGCGUAUAUUUAACAACUAUAGAAGCAAUGUACAAAAUCAGCACUUGGAUUUAUGAUACAUCGAAUAAUGGCAAAAUACUGAAUUUUAAAAGUAUGCUUGCAAAAAUCAAGACGCAUUUGCUUAUAUCUGCUGUUUCGAUAUCGAUAGUGUUUUGUUCAGAAGAAAGACUAUAUGGAUAUGAAUUUCUCAGUUUAGCCGUUGCAUAUCUGAUUUACAAAUGUCCGGAGCUUUUACAGGAAAAGAAGGCUACAGUAAGCUAUGGAAUGGGUAUGGCGUGUAGUUUCGUGGAGGGGUACCUCCAUCACGUCAUACCCAGCAAUGGCUCGGAGUUCGUGGGUUUCACGAGGAACAUCGACAUCUAUGAGGCGAAAGAGAAUAUAAUAUUUCCUGUCAAACGGUUAUUCAUAAUUUGCACCAAAACGAUGUACUGUCCCCCUGAUUUGACGGAGUUUAACAAGGAGAAUAGCGACCUACCAGUUUUAGAGGCUAUGAAGUCGUUAGAGGACGUGGAGAAGAACGUGGCGGGUGUAAAGAACCGGUUGUACCGCAAUUCCGCGUACAAGAUCAACCGUCCGGGCGCGUCGCCCGUGCACCUCGCCGUGGAGUGCGCCACGCCGCUGCACACGCUCUACCGCGCGCGCUCGCGCACGCAGCUGCAGCAUGUAUUGAAGAAUGUGGACCCGAAGGAAGUAGUUGACGAUUUCUGCAGCACGCUUGAAACUCUUCUGAAAGACCCGGAAUAUCGAAACAAAUGCGAGAUCGUUUAUUUCGAUGAUACGAAAGAUUAUUUGCCUAAUGUGUUAUUGGAAAGGAUACGCGCCAUUGAACCUGACUUUGAAAACAUUAUAAAAACCAAAAAA
Molecule: messenger RNA, 1038 nt
Organism: Brenthis ino (lesser marbled fritillary)
Lineage: Eukaryota; Metazoa; Arthropoda; Insecta; Lepidoptera; Nymphalidae
Source: the annotation of a GenBank genome assembly